Messenger RNA from Carya illinoinensis, 1651 nucleotides. RefSeq names its product histidinol-phosphate aminotransferase, chloroplastic-like. The transcript has 10 exons. Gene Ontology annotation, molecular function: pyridoxal phosphate binding; L-histidinol-phosphate:2-oxoglutarate transaminase activity. Bases 172 to 1449 code for a protein of 425 amino acids. NCBI's taxonomy places the organism in Eukaryota, Viridiplantae, Streptophyta, Magnoliopsida, Fagales, Juglandaceae. Gene Ontology annotation, biological process: L-histidine biosynthetic process. The record is from RefSeq and is a predicted model, not a curated record.
UGACUUCUGUCGUUAGGGUUUAGGAGGUUUUUCCUUUUCUUUCUCUCCCUCCAAUUUUUCAUAUUCGUUCAUCGCUCUUCUCCAACUGUAUGCCAUCGUACCCCUUCCUCUAGUCAUCGACUCUGCUCUUUUACGUUCUCUCUGGUCAAAACAAACCAUUUCUCUAGAUUCAUGGGCGUCAUUGAUAUCUACAACGCCUCCUUUGCCUGCUUGAUUAAGUCAAGCACCAGCUCUCAACAGAUUGUGGCGCCUCAAUCGCACAGACCGAGUUAUUCGACCGAAGGAAACCGGAGGCGGGUCCUUGCUAUGGCCUCCACUGUUCCUUCGGUGGAACAUGUCAAUGAGGGUCAACAACGCUUAACAGGCGAUUCCUUCAUUCGAACCCAUUUGAGGAAAUUAUCGCCCUAUCAGCCCAUUUUGCCUUUUGAGGUAUUGUCAUCCCGUCUUGGAAGGAAGCCUGAGGAUAUCGUCAAAUUAGAUGCAAAUGAAAACCCUUAUGGUCCUCCCCCAGAGGUUUUUGAAGCUUUAGGCUCGAUGAAGUUCCCAUAUGUCUAUCCAGACCCUGAAAGCCGUCACCUGCGUGCUGCCCUUGCCAAAGAUUCAGGACUUGAAUCUGAUUAUAUUCUUGCUGGAUGUGGUGCGGAUGAACUCAUUGAUUUGAUUAUGCGAUGUGUGCUUGAUCCGGGUGACAAGAUUGUGGACUGCCCUCCGACCUUUACAAUGUAUGAAUUCGAUGCUGCAGUUAAUGGUGCACUUGUAAUCAAAGUUCCAAGGAAGGCAGACUUUAGCUUGAAUGUAGAACAAAUAACGGAUGUUAUUGAGAGGGAGAAGCCCAAAUGCAUAUUUUUAACUUCUCCAAAUAAUCCAGAUGGGAGUAUCAUUGAUGAUGAAGUUCUUAUGAAAAUCCUUGAGCUUCCCAUAUUGGUGGUGCUAGAUGAAGCAUACAUCGAGUUUUCAGGAAUGGAAUCAAGGAUGAAAUGGGUGAAGAAGCAUGAGAAUUUAAUUGUACUUCGGACAUUUAGCAAAAGAGCUGGUUUAGCUGGACUUCGAGUGGGAUAUGGUGCAUUUCCUUUGAGUAUUAUUGAGUAUCUGUGGAGGGCAAAGCAACCUUACAAUGUUUCAGUUGCUGCUGAAGUUUCUGCUUGCGCAGCUUUGCAGAAUCCCACAUAUCUUGAGAAAGUGAAGGAUGCUUUGGUACAAGAAAGGGAGAGGCUUUAUAAUUUUCUUAAGGAAGUGUCAUUUCUCAAUCCGUAUCCAAGCUAUUCUAAUUUCAUUCUUUGUGAGGUUGCAUCUGGAGUGGAUGCUAAGAAGCUAAAGGAGGACCUUGCAAAAAUGGGUGUAAUGAUCCGUCACUACAACAAAAAAGAAUUAAAGGGUUAUGUUCGCGUAUCUGUUGGGAAGCCUGAGCACACAGAUGCCUUGAUGAAGUGCCUGAGACUCCUCUCCUAGUCCUGUAACAAACUGUGCAGGGGGCAUUCCCUGCAUUCAUUUUAGGGAGCAAAAUCCGAUCAAGUAAAGUUUGAAAUUGUACUAUAUACAAAUAAAGCUUCCCCAAACCGUGAUAUUUACAUUGUUUUGGAAAGUAAAUGAUAUUUAUAUCGAAAAUUUCUUUUUGGUAAAAAGUGGAUGAUAUACAUUGAUGUUUUAACAA